Messenger RNA from Beta vulgaris subsp. vulgaris (sugar beet), 2285 nucleotides. RefSeq lists its product as hypothetical. Lineage: Eukaryota; Viridiplantae; Streptophyta; Magnoliopsida; Caryophyllales; Amaranthaceae. The record is from RefSeq and is a predicted model, not a curated record. Gene Ontology annotation, biological process: lipid catabolic process. The transcript has 5 exons. Bases 648 to 2036 code for a protein of 462 amino acids.
AUUCAACACUGUUCAAUUUUCCAGGGUUCCAGAAAAACCAACUUACCUCUAUAAACUAAGACCAAUAAUUACCCAUUUCUAAAUAUAAUUAAAAUAUAUACCCAUUUCUAGAUUUCCCCACCUUCAAAUUUCUUACCUUUCAUUCUUUGCAACUUUGAAUAUUGUUGUUGUCCUUUGAAUUUCCAGAAUCAAACAUUAGUCUUCCAAUUUCUGGGUAAUUCUGAGGUUGUUUCAAACUUCAUCUUCAACAAGUUUCAUCUUAAGCUUGACUUUUUUUGAAAGUAUUGAUUUUUCCUCAUAUAUAUUCAUUAGGAAAUUUCCAGGUAAAAAAUUGCUUCUAUAAAGACAUCUCCUUUUUGUUUCUUCCUUGCCUUUUGAUUCAGUAUUCUUGGAUUUCAAUUUGUAUAUUUGUUCAAGUUCCAAAACCCAGAUGAAAUUUAGACUAGUUUGCAAUUUCUGUAUAGUAAUUCAUAUAAACAGCUGAAUUUAGCAGAAUUUAGCAGAAUCUAGCAGAAUUUUGAAUACCCUUUUCAUGUAACACUAUUAGAACUUCCAAUUUGAUUGAGCAAAUGUCACUUGUAGUUUACCUGAGUUUGAAGUUCUAAUUGAUCAGUAGUAUUGAAGAAUGUAUUUGCAACAUUGAACAGAUGUCACUUGCAUGUUGCUUGCCUAUAGUUGAAUGUGUAUACUGUUUAGCUUGUGCUAGGUGGGUGUGGAAAAGGUGUAUAUAUGCUGCAGGCCAUGAAAGUGAGAAUUGGGGGGUUGCCACUGCUGAGGAAUUUCAGCCUAUAUCUCGGCUUUGUAGAUAUAUUCUAGCAGUAUAUGAGGAUGAUCUUAGAAAUCCAAUGUGGGCACCCCCGGGUGGAUAUAAAAUGAAUCCUGAUUGGGUAGAGCUUCGAAAAGAUUAUGAAGAGACCGGGGGUCAGGUGACUCCUUACUUAGUAUAUCUCGAUCAUGACAAUGCCGAUGUAGUGCUGGUUGUUAGGGGACUAACUAUGGGGAGAGAGAGUGAUCGUGCCAUUCUGUUCGAUAAUAAACUAGGGAAGGCACCAUUUGAUGGUGGGUAUGUUCACAAUGGCCUUUUAAAGGCUGCUCAGUGGGUUUUUAAUAUGGAGCAUGAGGUCUUGAGGGGUUUGCUUGAGAAAAAUCCUACUUAUACAUUGACGUUUGCUGGUCAUUCAUUGGGCGCUGGAGUAGUCUCAUUGUUGACACUUGUGGCUGUGCAAAAUCUGGAUUUGUUGGGGAACGUUGAGAGAAAGAGGAUCAGAUGCUAUGCAAUGGCUCCCCCGAGAUGUAUGUCCUUAAAUUUGGCUGUCCGAUAUGCAGAUGUUGUCAAUUCUGUUGUGCUUCAGGAUGAUUUCUUACCCCGGACUACUGCUGAUUUGGAAGAUGUGUUCAAGUCACUGGUUUGUUUGCCAUGCUUAUUGUGCGUUAUGUGCUUGAAAGACACUUGCAUGAUGGAGGAGAAGAUGAUUACAGAUCCAAGGAGGCUGUAUGCACCAGGUCGUGUAUAUCACAUUGUAGAGAGAAAGCCCUUUAGACUUCAAAGAUUUCCUCCAGUUGUGAGAACAGCAGUUCCCGUCGAUGAAAGAUUUGAGCAUAUCAUCCUAUCCUGUAAUACUAUUUCUGACCAUGGAAUUAUUUGGAUUGAAAGAGAAUCCCAAAUCGCUCUUGAUUUGAUGAUGGAGAAUGAUCGUGUCAUGGAAAUUCCACCAAACCAAAGAAUGGAACGGCAAGAGAAACUUGCAAGAGAACAUACACAAGAGUAUAGGCAAGCCCUUCAACGGGCUGUCGCCUUGGAUGUUCCAGACUCUUACCCGCCACCUUCCCCGUAUGGAACCUUCAAUGACCCCGAGUCAGGGGAAGGAUCGAAAGUGUCGAGUGUUGAAGGAUCGAAAGUGUCGAGUGUUGAAGGAUCGAAAGUGUCGAGUGUUGACGGAUCAUUGUCAUCAUCCAAGAGGAGGGAGAGCUGGGGUGAUUUUGUUGGGCGACUUUUUGACACUGAUGAGACUGGCCAUAUGGUACUAAAGCAAUAAAUUGCAUUAUGCGUAUUGCUAAUGGUUAUUCACAUUCUUUGAUACAUAGCCCAUUACCUUGUACAUUAGAAAUUUUUGUCCUAUAUUAGUUAAAAAAGGGAUCAUUCUUUCACCUGUUUUGUUAGUAAUCUCACUUAUCCACAUUAUCGCGUUAAGUGUCAUGAAGCCAACAUGUUAGGCUCUACUUUGUAAAGCAAUUUUGAUUAGUAAACGCAGUUCUAAUAAGCAACAAUCAGGUUUUAUCAGUGA